This is a messenger RNA of Owenia fusiformis, 2181 nucleotides long. The record is from the annotation of a GenBank genome assembly. NCBI's taxonomy places the organism in Eukaryota, Metazoa, Annelida, Polychaeta, Sabellida, Oweniidae.
CUGAUACGUACUUAAUUUUUUUUUAUCUAAAUAACAGAGCAGGGGAAAAGUGUUUUGUUAAUUGUUUCAAUUAUAUAUCUUGGCCUAUCUUUAGACUCUCUGAGUUAAAUUAAAAUGGAGAAGACUAAAGAUGACUCGGAAUCUCCCAUGGAAAACGGGCAAGGGGCAACGCGAAAUGAACAUGAUCAUGAAGACAUUAUUGUUAAAACAACGGAAGAGGAUCUCAAUAUGUACAGACUUUUAUAUAAUGUGGAAGAUACUCCAGAGAUCGGAUUUACUAUACUUGCAGCAUUACAGCAAGCGAUCUUAUCGAUCUCGGGAUGUAUCAUCCAGCCUUUGAUAAUCGUCAGCAUGAUUUGUGCCUCGGAUGACGUGGAUGCGAGAUCACAAAUCGUCUCCACAUCUCUUUGUAUGGCGGGAUUAGCUACAAUUCUCCAAUGUACCUUUGGAGUCAGGUUACCGAUAAUCCAAGGUGGCUCCAGUUCUUUCUUUCCAGCCAUAGCGGCCAUCAUGGCGUUGGAAAAAUUGAGAUGCAAGUCCGUAGAUCACAUCUCGCUUGCAAUUGCUGUCAAUAGUACGGGCACAAAUCCUUUGAACAUGACAAUUGUGGAAAAUACAUCACAGCCUUAUAAUCCAGAGAUGUGGAAGCUAAGAGCAUCCGAGGUUUCAGGAUGUUUAAUGAUGGCGUCACUUGUUCAAAUUGUGAUAGGAGCAAGUGGGAUUCUAGGAUUAAUACUGAAGUUUGUAGGACCUUUAACAAUAACACCGGUCAUCGCUCUAGUUGGUUUAUCAUUGACAGAUGCGGCCUAUCUUAACAGUCAAUCUCAAUGGGGCAUCGCCUUUCUGACUGCUACACUUAUUCUUCUAUUUGCCGUGUACCUUGGUCGCGUGAAAGUACCAGUGCCCUCCUACAAUAGGAAAGAAGGGUGUACCACCUCAAGCUUCACUCUGUUUAGUAUCAUCGCUUAUAUCCUUGGCAUUAGUAUUGCUUGGGGGUUCUGUGGCAUCCUCACAGUUACUAACGUGUUCCCCGAUGACCCUAACAGUCCUACAUACAAUGCAAGAACGGAUGCAAGGGUACAGUCCAUCAAAGAGGCUUCUUGGUUCUUUUUUCCAUAUCCUGGACAGUUUGGAAGACCUACAUUCAACAUUGGAGGGUUUGUUGGUAUCCUAGCAGCGGUGUUGUGUUCUAUUGUCGAGUCGGUUGCAGACUACAACACUGCGGCCAGAAUUUGUGAUAUCCCUCCGCCGCCACAGCACGCCAUUAAUCGAGGUAUUCUUAUAGAAGGCAUUGCUAGUCUCAUUUCUGGCGCAGUUGGUGUUUGUCACGCAACGACUUCAUACAGUGGCAAUAUCAGUGCCAUUGGAAUAACAAGAGUUGGAAGCAGAAUCGUUUUUCAACUAGCUGGAGGCAUAAUACUACUGGCUGGGAUGUUUGGCAAAUUUGGUGCUGUCAUGGCGUGUAUCCCCGACCCUGUGCUGGGUGGGUCAAUCUUUGUCUUAUUCUCUCUCCUUACGGCGCUCGGCUUAUCAAGUCUUCGAUAUGUUGAUAUGAGGUCAACAAGGAACCAUGUGAUUCUUGGAACAAGUCUUUUUGGAGGCUUGAUGUCAGCCACGUGGAUGAAGUUACAUCCAGGUGUCAUCAAAACAGGGAGUUCCGAGAUUGAUCAACUACUCGAUGUUUUCUUUGGUACAGCAAUGUUUGUAGGUGGGACAUUUGGAUUUGUACUUGAUAACACUGUUCCUGGUACACCUGAAGAACGUGGGCUUGUUGCCUGGAGACAGGAUCAUGAUAUCAAGAAAGAGGAAAGAAACGACAGCAUGGCAGAAAGUGAGAACAAGACCUACGAUUUGCCACUUAUAACACCUUGUUUAAAGCGUACAUCAAUGUGCGCUUGUAUCCCAUUUUUACCAUCGUUCAAACCGUCUGUAAUAUUUAAAAGAUGUCACAGGAAAAGGGAUAUUAGUAAUAGAGGACAAAAUGAUACAGAGCAAGAAAUGGGAUUGGUAAAUAACCUGUAAAGAUUCUGUUCACGAUAGAUGAAACAUAAAUAUUGCAGCGUGGGAAUACUAAACAUUCUAUCCAAAGUGUAGCCACAGGUGGGUCAAGGUUACUCCCAUAAAUGUGGGGUUGAAUUUUCAAAUAGCACCAUAACUACUAGCCUUGCCCAGGUCGGUCUC